GGUAUCGCUGCUCUUGGUUGUGCCGACCGGUAGUGCGGGACCGUGGGUCGCGGACGCUUGCUGCUGGCUGCCGUUCAGACCAGCGCUGCCGAGGCCCGUCAGCCCCGAGCCUCCACCAUGGACUUCGAGGACGAUUUCACACACACUGCUUGCAGGAAUACUUAUCAGGGCUUUAAUGGAAUGGAUCGUGAUUAUGGCCCUGGAUCUUAUGGAGGGAUGGACCGUGACUAUGGCCAUGGAUCGUAUGGGGGUCAAAGAUCCAUGGAUUCCUACCUAAACCAGUCAUAUGGCAUGGACAAUCACAAUGGUGGUGGUGGGGGUAGCAGGUUUGGACCUUAUGAGUCUUACGACUCCAGGUCUUCUCUGGGUGGGCGAGAUCUGUACAGAUCUGGCUAUGGUUUUAAUGAACCCGAACAAAGCCGCUUCGGAGGUAGUUAUGGUGGUCGAUUUGAGAGCUCCUACCGGAAUAGCCUUGACUCUUUCGGAGGUAGAAACCAGGGCGGGUCUAGCUGGGAAGCACCUUACUCCCGUUCAAAAUUGAGGCCUGGGUUUGUGGAGGACAGAGGAAGAGAGAAUUACUCUUCCUACAGCAGUUUUUCUUCACCCCAUAUGAAGCCUGCACCUGUAGGCUCUCGGGGGAGAGGAACGCCUGCUUAUCCUGAAAGUACGUUUGGAAGCAGAAACUAUGAUGCUUUUGGAGGACCAUCAACAGGCAGAGGCCGAGGCCGAGGACAUAUGGGUGAUUUUGGAAGCAUUCAUAGACCUGGCAUUGUUGUUGACUACCAAAACAAACCCACCAAUGUGACAGUUGCUACUGCAAGAGGACUAAAGAGAAAAAUGAUGCAACCAUUUAAUAAGCCUGGUGGAACUUUUAUCAAGAAACCUAAGCUAGCAAAACCUAUGGAGAAGAUGAGCCUCAGCAAAUCACCUACAAAAACUGAUUCUAAAAAUGAAGAAGAAGAAAAGCGAAGAAUUGAGGCUCGGCGAGAGAAACAAAGGCGUAGAAGAGAAAAAAACAGUGAGAAAUAUGGAGAUGGAUACAGAAUGGCAUUCACAUGCUCAUUUUGUAAAUUUCGAACAUUUGAAGAAAAAGAUAUUGAACUGCAUCUGGAAAGUUCUUCACAUCAGGAAACAUUAGAUCAUAUUCAGAAACAAACCAAAUUUGAUAAAAUAGUUAUGGAGUUUUUGCAUGAAUGUAUGGUGAAUAAAUUUAAAAAAACAUCUAUUCGUAAGCAACAGACAAAUAAUCAAACAGAAGUUAAGAUAAUUGAAAAAGAUGUUAUGGAAGGUGAGUAUUUAGACACAUUGUUUUACAAAUUUACAUGUAUACUAUAUGUGUCCUAACCUGUUUGAAUAUAAAUGAUA
Messenger RNA from Castor canadensis (American beaver), 1365 nucleotides. The record is from RefSeq and is a predicted model, not a curated record. NCBI's taxonomy places the organism in Eukaryota, Metazoa, Chordata, Mammalia, Rodentia, Castoridae.